AUGAAGAUGUGUCUUAGUGAUUUAAUGAAACUUCACCAUACUAAGAAAUCAUUAGCUGAAGCACUUACACCGAAAUGUCGAUUUAUUAAUAUGGAUACAUCCGUUGAAACAGUCUCUUUUCAAGAAAUUUUCUCUACUACAGUUAUGUUUUUAUUUCGUUCUUUAGAAUAUUCAACUGAUCCAUUGACUUUAAUAUUAUACAAUGGUAAUAAAUUGAAAAAAAGGAUUCGUUUCCCUCCAUUUGGUAAAGAUUCUAAUUCAAAAUCGAUUGGGAAUAAUAUGGCUAUAUUAGUGAGUUUAUUACAAACUAUACUAGAAAGACAAAAUAAAUCAAUGACAAGUACAAUAAGAGAUAUUUUUUAUUCUAAUGUAGAAUUGUAUCAAAAUCAAAAAAAUGUUGUAUAUUGGUUAGAAAUUAUAGCUAAAAAUUUUAAAUUGAAAUCAAGAGAUAAAUUAAAUAUUGUGGCUGCUCAAAAAGGAUUAUUAUAUUCAACGACACAUAUAUUGGUGACAUCAAAUUUAAAAAAUAUAUAUUCAAUUAAUCGUGAUACUAUUGAAUUAAUUCCUUAUAUUGAUGAAUCAUCGAUUAUUAAAUUAAAUCCAACCGUUGAAUAUAACGUGAUUGUAUUUGAAAAAGAGGCCAUAUUUAAUAAAAUUGUUACCAAUUUAGUGAAAAUUUCAACCGUUUAUGAAAAUACUAUUUUUAUUACUGGGAAAGGUUAUCCAGAUCAUCUUACAAAACGGUUUAUAAACAGAUUAUUAAUAUGUAAUGAACAAGUCAAAAUUAAAUUGUACGUUGAUUCAGACCCAGAAGGUGUCUGUAUCGCUUUAAACUAUAUCAACAACUGUACAGAAACAAAAAAUAUAGAAUAUAAAGGAUGUACGUUAGUUCAAUUGAUUAAGAAAAGAACUCAAUUAAUGAAUUUAACUCAUCGUGAAAUAUCAUUGUCAAUCAAUAUGAUUCACAAAAUAGCUAGAAAAUCUCAAAUUGAUCGUACUAAUACAGAUAACGGAAUUGUCAGACAAUUACAACGUCAGUUGUUCUUCUUUAAGAAAGGUGAGAUGAAUGCUUGCUACGCUUAG
Maudiozyma saulgeensis is the source of this 1083-nucleotide messenger RNA. NCBI's taxonomy places the organism in Eukaryota, Fungi, Ascomycota, Saccharomycetes, Saccharomycetales, Saccharomycetaceae. The record is from the annotation of a GenBank genome assembly.